AAUUCAAGAAACAGACUAUAGAAGAAAAGUGCCAUUUCAUUACAUGUGAGCAACAAAAAUAAACUUGAGUUACCUCUCUUUGAUUAAACACUUUUAAUGGAAAAUGCCUAUCUUAUCAGAUUUUGAAAAGGUUAAUACUUGAUUUAAAAUUGCCAACCAAUGAAAUUGCUAGGUGUUUUUAGACAGGUGAAGGUCAUCAGAUAUUGAAUUUUUAAAGGAAACACAUAGGUAUUGGACUUGGAUUUUUUUCCUAACAUAGCUAUCUUAGGCGAGAGGACAGGAGAAACAUCAAUGGCUACCAAUUCAGCUUUCUGUAAUAUCUGUGAAUUGAGACAUCUUUCAAAUCUGUCAACUCAUUGGUGUCCUGAAUGUGAACAGUCACUUUGUUCCGAAUGCAGGGAACAUCAUGGUGUUGUAAAAAUAAUACGUAAUCAUCAGCUAAUACCAAUCGAAGAUUACCAGAAAUUACCUACCUUUAUAUCUGAACUUCGUCAGAGUUGUCAAGAUCAUAACGAAAAUUACCAGUUAUACUGUCCAACUCACGAAAUCUGUAUUUGCUACAAAUGUAUAAAAUGUCAUGGGAAAUGUGGAGCAGUUCCGCUAGAUGAUGUGUUGAAAGAUAUCAAAACCUCCGAAAUGUAUAAGGACUUAGAACAAAUUAUUACUGAUAUGCUAGAAAAUAUUAAUGAAAUCAAAAAUGACCGACAGGUCAACAUAUCAGACAUCGAAACAGAAAAGGAGAAACAACUGGAAGAGAUCCGUCAAAUGAGAUUAUUAGUCAAUAAUCACCUUGACAAGCUAGAAGAAAAGUUAAAAAUUGAGAUUGAAGAAACAGUCAGAAAAACUACUGAGAAGAUCAGAAAGACUAUAGUAUUAGUUCACGAAACUGAGCAGAAGAUAUCUAAGAAUAUAUCAGACCUAAUUGAUAUUCGGAGUUACGCGUCAGAACUUCAAACUUUUCUUGGAAUGAAAGAAAUGCAAAAUAGAAUAACAGAAAAUGAAAAAAGUAUGCAGUCAUUACUUGACGAUGGUUUUUUACAGCAGAUGGUAAUAAAAUCUGCAAUUGAUACAAAUAUAGGUAACUACUUGUCUGAAAUAAAGGUAUUCGGUUCUGUAGAGAUUCUUACAAAACAAGAGAGAUUGUAUCUCAGAAAGAGGAAAAACAAACAAGCACAACUCUUAGCAGUACAGAAACCAAAAUCUAUUCAAGACAUUUCAUUGAACCGAAUACAAACAAUGACAUCCGAUGGUGGUGCCAUACGAGGUUGCUGUGUCACACCAGAGAAUAAUUUGCUUUUAACACUUCACUCAAAAAGAAAACUAAGUCUAAUGGAUUUUCAUGGGUCCUGUUUAGCCUCUUUUCCAAUUGAAUACGGUGACGCAUACGAUGUUACAUGUCUCGACAAUAACAAUGUUGCUGUCACUUCAGGUAAUUCUAGGUGCUGUGGAAUAAAUAUUAUACAUUUACCUUCUAAGAUAAGAGUAGAGUUUAUCAAUCUACCAGGACAACCGUACAGCAUAGCGAGUAAUGAUAAAAAGAUGUUCUGUGUUGUACAUAACAUGGGUAUAUAUCAAAUUGAUAAAAAAGAUUAUAAAACAUCAAUUUUUAUUAAAGGGGAAUUACCUUAUCAAUCAUUUGUAGUCACUUAUAGAGACAAAAUAUGUUAUUCGAAUGAUAAAAGCUCUGUCAUGUGUACCAACUUUUCAGGAGAAACGCUUUGGGAAUUCAAUUAUAAAAGUGUUCUGCAGCAGCCACGUGGUGGUGCAUUUGACAAUUUUGGAAACCUGUAUAUAACUGGAGAGUCAUCGUAUAACGUUGUAGUCCUGUCAAGUGACGGUAAACAGCAUAGAGAAAUCCUUUCGAGGUCGGACGGUCUACAAGGACCAUCAGCAAUAUUCUUUGACAAAGAUGAAAAUAGGUUGAUCGUCUCCAACGGUAACACUAAAAUCUUAAUUUUCAAUGUUUCUCAACAAAACUAAAAUUCUGACAUCGUUAAAUGUUUGGGAUAACUAAACAUGAUAUUAUUGUCACAGUCUUGGAAUCAUUGACGAAGCAAUUUAAUAAAAAUCUUAGUAGAACUCUGUACUCAUGACUGGUUCUGACGUAAAACAUACAUUAAAAUACAAAACAAACGUGUAUUACUUAAA
Molecule: messenger RNA, 2148 nt
Organism: Mytilus californianus (California mussel)
Lineage: Eukaryota; Metazoa; Mollusca; Bivalvia; Mytilida; Mytilidae
Exons: 2
Coding region: 292-1980 (562 amino acids)
Molecular function (GO): zinc ion binding
Source: RefSeq, a predicted model, not a curated record